AUGAAAGAAAGAGAAUUAGAAACAGUAGAAGACUUAGAAAAGAUAGCAAAUAGAACUAAUUCAUUUAAUUAUUUCAAAGACACAAAAACUGAAUCAACUUUAUCAAGAGCAUUACCAAAGUGUUAUACAGAAUUUAAUUUUGACAACAUAAAGUUUAAUUCAUUAAAUGAACAGACCCUCUUUUAUAUAUUUUAUGCCAUUCCUAACAGUCAAAUUCAAAUUGAUGCUUUUAAUGAGCUAAUAAAUCGUGAUUUUUACUACUCAAAAACAUUAGAAAUGUUUUGUUAUUUAAAAAAUCCUCAAGCUGAUUAUUCAAAUAAAAGUAUUGAAGUGUUUAAUCCCAUUAAAUGGGAAAAAGAAACUAAAACUAUUCUAUUUGAUUCUAAGUUUAUUGAUAAUUUAACUAACGAAAAGUAUAAAUAA
This is a messenger RNA of Hepatospora eriocheir, 423 nucleotides long. NCBI's taxonomy places the organism in Eukaryota, Fungi, Microsporidia, Hepatosporidae. The record is from the annotation of a GenBank genome assembly.